ACUUCACUUGCCCUCCCCCCUCUCCCCUCCCCUCCCAUCCCACUCCCGAAAACCUCACAAAACCCUCGCUCCCCACCAUCCGCCGCCGCCCGCGCCGCCGCCUGCACCACCCGCGACAAGAUGAGUCGGCACCCUGAAGUGAAGUGGGCUCAGAGGAUUGACAAGGUUUACAUCACCGUACAGUUACCUGAUGCAAAGGAUGCUAAGGUCAAUUUGGAGCCAGAUGGUGUCUUCACAUUCUCUGGCAGUGCUGGUACAAACCUGUAUGAAUUGAAAUUAGAUCUGAAUGACAAAGUAAACGUGGAGGCUAGCAAGAUAAGUGUGGGUGUCAGGUCCAUAUUCUGUAUUGUGGAAAAAGCUGAGGCCAAAUGGUGGAAGAAGCUUGUUCGAGAUGAUCAAAGGGCACCUCACUUUGUCAAAGUUGACUGGGACAAAUGGGUGGAUGAAGAUGAUGACGGUGGUGAUGUCAACUUGGAUGGGAUGGACUUCUCGAAUUUUGGCGGUAUGGGCGGCAUGGGUGAUAUGGCUGGUCUUGGCGGCAUGGGUGGUCUGGGCGGUAUGGGCGGUAUGGGCGGUAUGGGUGGCAUGGGUGGUCUGGGCGGUAUGGGUGGUCUGGGUGGCAUGGGUGGUAUGGGAAUGGAUGAGUUUGAGGAUGAGAGUGAUGAUGAAGAGGAAGUGUCAAAGCCGCAAGCUGCGGAGAAGGCUGGUGAGGCCGAGAAGACGGAGGCUGCUGAAGCCAAGACAGAGACGGCUCAGAGCAGUUGAAGAGGCUUCCUGCAUGAUCUAAAAAAGAUUUGUAUCGCAUGUUCUAUGGAUUCUGUCUGAGGAAAACCUUUUACGCUGUGGCACUGGCUGGCAGGUCCGGUUGACUUGUCAUGAAAACUAGCGUUGGUCUUUUGAUUGGGCUUCCGACUUUCGCGCCCAGCAUAUUAUGGAUUUCUAAUAUUGUUUCCGUGAUGCUUUCUUUUUUGCUAAUGUGAGAUUGGUUGUGUUGA
This is a messenger RNA of Setaria italica (foxtail millet), 995 nucleotides long. RefSeq lists its product as uncharacterized. The record is from RefSeq and is a predicted model, not a curated record. Gene Ontology annotation, cellular component: cytosol; nucleus. Gene Ontology annotation, molecular function: protein-folding chaperone binding; Hsp90 protein binding. The transcript has 6 exons. Lineage: Eukaryota; Viridiplantae; Streptophyta; Magnoliopsida; Poales; Poaceae. Gene Ontology annotation, biological process: protein folding; chaperone-mediated protein complex assembly. The coding region runs from base 121 to 765 and encodes 214 amino acids.